GCGGUAACGGAAACAGAAUGCACGUGUAUGCACAGGACUUGAAGGUUACUCAAACCUCACCGGCAACCUCAUUGUCAGAGAGAGGAGGUCAAUAAGACGGUCCGUUUGCGCUCAGAAAGACUGACCUGCACUGUAACACGUCAUGGACCCCAUGAAGGCGCAACAACUGGCGGCGGAGUUGGAGGUGGAGAUGAUGGCUGAUAUGUACAACCGAAUGACCAACGCCUGCCACCGAAAGUGUGUGCCGCCACAUUACAAAGAGGCAGAGCUGACAAAGGGCGAGUCUGUGUGCCUGGACCGCUGCGUGGCCAAAUACCUGGACCUCCACGAGAGGCUAGGACGCAAGCUAACAGAGCUCUCAGUCCAAGAUGAGGACAUGAUGAGGAAAGCAGCUGUCGGCAGCGGAUAGUGACGCAGAGACUGGGAUUAGAUGCCUAAGACUUCCACCAAAUAUCAUGGCAACAACAUUGGGUGAACUCUUAAAAGCAGGAGUUUUAUUUGAGACGUGUUUGUGAGUGAAUGCAUCUGAAUUUAAGUACAUGUGGGUCCAGUGGGAGAAACCGUCGGCUGCAGUUGAGGGUUACAUAAAAGGGUCUGAGCACUGUGUACACUUGUAUUAUGACUUAAAGUACUUCAGAAACAGUCUCAGCAACUUCUCUUGAUGUGGACUGAUAUAUUCAACCAGGCCUGGUCCUUCAGAUUGGGUUACUGGAGUAUGAAUGCAUAUAUUCUUUUUUAUUUUUUGUACUUUGACUCAGUCAUAUGUACAUAGAUUUUUAAAUGCUGUAUGUCAUAAACAACUGUUACUGUCUUCAGUUCAGGAAACGGUACCUUUUUGUUGAUCCACUCACAGUUACAAUUAAACCAAUAGUCAACUUUAACCACUGCUAAUAGUAAUCAUGACCCUUUAUGCAUCAGCAUGAUAAAUUUACCAACGGAUUUCUUUGGCGUUAACCCCACAAGGAACGUCGCCUGCCUCUUGGAACUCUCCUGAAACCUUCCAUUAUAUUGUUGUCUACCUUCAAGAAAGCCUGCUACACUUGAAGGCCAACUCAAGCUUCUACAUAAACACGCGAUACUAAAUAUACUGACCAUUUUUAUGCCACCCCGUCGGGUCAUUGUUAAACGACCGUGGGUCCCUUGAAAGACUACAGUGGAGCCCUCGAGUUUGCGGCCUGCUCAAUAGCAAAAUCAAUAUAAUUGAAGGCCAUAUGAUUACAAUGAGAAAUUAUUCCGUGCGAUGAAUUGUGAACACACACAUGCUGUUACCAUUUAUAUACCAUUUAUCAUUAUUGUGUAGAUUGUGUCAUAAGUGGACCAUGUGUUUUCUUUUUUAAAAUCCGUUUCAUUUUGUGUGAUGCCUUUAUUCUGUCUGUCAGGCGUCCAACUGCAUAUCGGCGGAACUGCAAUGUUAUUCCCCCUAACAUGAAUAAAGCAAAGUUAGUAUGCACUA
Messenger RNA from Syngnathus typhle (broad-nosed pipefish), 1453 nucleotides. It is a transcript of the gene timm10, whose product is annotated as translocase of inner mitochondrial membrane 10 homolog (yeast). The record is from RefSeq and is a predicted model, not a curated record. Gene Ontology annotation, cellular component: mitochondrial inner membrane. Lineage: Eukaryota; Metazoa; Chordata; Actinopteri; Syngnathiformes; Syngnathidae. Gene Ontology annotation, biological process: protein insertion into mitochondrial inner membrane. The transcript is spliced from 2 exons. Bases 143 to 409 code for a protein of 88 amino acids.